AUGGAGCCAGUCCUGGCAGACGCUGAGCAGUCGCCCCAUUUCCUCGCUAACUGCUCGGGCGCCAACGCGUCGGAGCCGGAGCCGGAGCUGGCCGGGGGCGGCCGCAGCGCUGCGUCCAUCGCGCUGGCGGUGGCUAUCACGGCUCUCUACUCUGCUGUGUGUGUGGUAGGACUGUUGGGCAACGUACUGGUCAUGUAUGGGAUCGUAAGAUACACCAAGAUGAAGACAGCCACCAACAUCUACAUCUUCAACCUGGCCCUGGCUGAUGCCUUGGUCACCAGCACACUGCCCUUCCAGAGCGCCAAGUACCUGAUGGAGACGUGGCCCUUCGGGGAGCUGCUCUGCAAGGUGGUUCUCUCCAUCGAUUAUUACAACAUGUUCACCAGCAUCUUUACCCUCACCAUGAUGAGUGUUGACCGAUACAUUGCCGUCUGCCACCCUGUCAAGGCCCUUGACUUUCGCACACCAGCCAAAGCAAAACUGAUCAACAUCUGCAUCUGGCUCCUUUCCUCUGGCGUUGGUGUGCCCAUCAUGAUCAUGGCCGUGACCCAGGCCCGGGACGGGAUGGUGGUCUGCAUGCUACGAUUCCCUAACCCCAGCUGGUACUGGGACACCGUGACCAAGAUCUGCGUGUUCAUCUUCGCCUUCGUGGUACCCAUCCUGAUCAUCACCGUGUGCUACGGGCUGAUGAUUCUGCGCCUGCGGACCGUGCGCCUGCUCUCCGGCUCCAAGGAGAAGGACCGCAACCUGCGGCGCAUCACCCGCAUGGUGCUGGUGGUGGUGGCCGCCUUUAUCAUCUGCUGGGCGCCGAUCCACGUCUUCGUCAUCGUCUGGACCCUUGUGGACAUCGACAAGAGGAACCCGCUGGUGGUGGCCAGCCUGCACCUGUGCAUUGCUCUGGGCUACACCAACAGUAGCCUCAACCCCGUGCUUUACGCCUUCUUGGAUGAAAACUUCAAGCGCUGCUUCCGGGAGUUCUGCCGGCCCUUCCGCCGGGGACCCCACCGGGAACCCAGCAGCUUCAGCCGGGCCCGGGAGGCCACCAUCCGUGAGCGCGUCUCCACCUGCUCUCCUUCAGACGGCCUGAGUAGGCCGGCCUGA
Trichosurus vulpecula (common brushtail) is the source of this 1101-nucleotide messenger RNA. RefSeq names its product opioid receptor delta 1 (gene OPRD1). The transcript is spliced from 3 exons. NCBI's taxonomy places the organism in Eukaryota, Metazoa, Chordata, Mammalia, Diprotodontia, Phalangeridae. The record is from RefSeq and is a predicted model, not a curated record. Bases 1 to 1101 code for a protein of 366 amino acids. Gene Ontology annotation, cellular component: membrane; neuron projection. Gene Ontology annotation, biological process: G protein-coupled opioid receptor signaling pathway; neuropeptide signaling pathway. Gene Ontology annotation, molecular function: G protein-coupled enkephalin receptor activity; neuropeptide binding.